AAAUUUCAGAGAUCAGGGUCACUGAAAGUCCCUGCGCUGCAUAGCAAUGCCUCGAUGGAUUUGGACUGGCUCUGGGAGGGCUCUGCGGUGAAACCUAGGCCUCGACCACCAAAAGUCUCUCCCCCGAAGUCCCGCUGCCGAAGCCGGAAGUUUGCUGCGCGCUCCGCACGCUCUGCGCGCUCUGCGCGCUCUGAGCACUGGGAUGGGACGGAGACGGAAUGGACUGAAGGGUCUCGCUUGGCCAGAAAACCUUGGCGGAAGACCCUGGCAGAGGCACUAGCAGCAGGCUCGCAGGUCCUGUCUUGGCGUGGUGAUACCUCCAAGUCAAUGCAAUUGGCAAACGAAGCCUCGCGUGAACUUGGUCAUCAUUACCGAGACUGUGUGCUGGCCAAAGCAGCUCACGACCGCCGCCGGGCGGCCAAAUGGGCUCGGGGUAAAGGCAGAGGCGAAGAGGGAGCCCAAAUGGGACCCCGCAACUCUGUUAUCGUGGAUGCAGUUCGAAAAUCAGUGACAGAACCUGGACUGCCCCUGGAUCUAGGUACCAACCUUCCAAUGGAAAAGAGAUUUAGUUUGCAAACGGCUUCAGCAAGAGCCUCCAUCACCAGACGCAUGUCCUUGAUGAAGUCAGAAGAACGGCCUGAAUCAAAAGAUUCUGCGAGGCGUCAUAGCUUGCAGCUACACAGCAUGGAACGGCGGAAGAGUCAGCAACCCACGAAGAUGAUGAAAUACAACCGACUCCAGCGGCUGUUGGCAGCAAAACAGGCUGAGUUUGAUGCCAUUCCUCCGCAUCAGCAAGAGAGGCUGCGUACGGCCUUCAAUCGUGCGAGGGAGGACAAACCUUCAUUGAAUGCGGGCCAGCUUCGUCAAGCCCUGACAGAGAUCAAGUUGACUGGCCGCAUGACUCAUGAGAAGGAGGCCAUUCAGGAAGUGAUUCGCGAGUCAGUGGCCGCUGGACAAGUGGAUCUUCUGGACUUUGCUCUGCAAGUGAUCCCAAGGGUGGAACAAAAGCUCUUUGAGGCCAAAUCCCCAAAGCUUUUGACGCUCUUUCAGAAGUUGGACGCUGUUGGCACUGGUGCCUUAUCAUCCACCGACUGCAUUGAAGCUUUGCGCAGACAUGCGGAUUCAUUCAGCACUAUACUGGAUGGUGAUCUCAUGGAUCAGUUUUGGCCCAUCUACGUCAAAGAGCUGGGCCAAAUGCGCAAGAUCAGCAAGAACAGCGAUGAGACGGUGGACUUCAUCCUUUUUCAGACUCUAGCUUCUGAACUGCAGGACAAGUUCACCUAUUUCCAAACGCAGAUGGAGGAGCGUGCUGCAAAGUCGGCCAAUUUGCCUCCAAACCUGGAGGCUGCCCAUUUCGGCGAAAUUGCUCUCAUGAUGCGUUUUUUUCGACGUUAUGAUCCGGCAUCGCGUGGUGUGGUUUCUGCGGAGCAAUUGGUACUGGCACUGAUGGAUUCGGGGACACUGCCUGUGGUUGGCCGGCUUCACCAUCACAUGAUGUCUUCAUAUGCGAACCAAGCCUGCAAACUCAUUGUAUUCCGAUUUCAGGACUUCAUCGAACAGGUGCACACUCUAAGAAAGGAGGAGAAUGCGGUUCGUGAAGCCGCUUUCAAGUCAUGGUAUACCAUUCAUAAAUGGCCGGAUGACACGAAGAUCCACAUCACAGAUAUGGCUCAGCUAAUUAUGGACCUCUCCUUGGUCGCUGACAGCUGCAGAAAUGUCUCUGAUGUUCGGCUGCUCGUUGAUGAUGUGCAGAGGGAUCCCUCAGAGUCUCUGUACAUGGAGGCGGCGAUUAAGCUCACUGAAAAGGUGGUGGAAACCGCCCGAGUGCAAGCACGAAGAAGAGAAGCAAUGGUGGCAGAUCAGGUGAAUUUCAGCACGGAGCAAGUCCUGAGUUUGCGCUCGUCCUUCAGCGAAAUGACCCACAGUGGAGUCAUUGGCCCAGAUGAUCUGCACGACCUGCUAACUGAGCUGUUCCCGGACCACGAGAUUGACGAUAACUUCGUGCAGGAUCUGCUGGAUGCGGCGUUGCCCUCGGGAUAUUUCCAAAGUGGCUCCAAACCCAUCGUGCGGCCCAAGCGGGAGGAGACCAUCACCAAGAAAUCUGCUCAGGCGCAAGAAGAGGAGGCGCAAGCUCAUAGACGAGCGCUUGAAGAAAGCAUUUUGAGGUUCGAUGGCUUUCUAUGGAUCGUUGGCCAUCUGCUGAAGCCAGUCUAA
Cladocopium goreaui is the source of this 2214-nucleotide messenger RNA. NCBI's taxonomy places the organism in Eukaryota, Dinophyceae, Suessiales, Symbiodiniaceae. The record is from the annotation of a GenBank genome assembly.